ACACACAAACAGACAGACACGCACACACACACACACACCAGACUUUCAAUAAGUACUUUGCUUCUUUAUGGUUUUGUCACUAAAACAGUUUUUAAAAAACAGCCGAAAGACACCAGGGAAUUUUGACUUAAAACAUAAAUGAGCUUAAAAUGCAGAUUACCUGUUGACUCCGUUUAAGGAUUUUUAAAUCUGUGGUAUAGCAUUUAAAAAAAUAAUCUUUAAAAUGUAGCAAAUGUAAGAUAUAUUUUGAACACAGCAGCGGGGAGUCCGCGGCCUGAUCGCAGGGUGAAGAAAAGCGGCUGACAGUGACAACGACGGUUAUUAACGACAUAGCGUCAUGUCACCUAAGAUAUUAAAUAGCUAUAUUAACGUACUACGCUCUGGUCUGCUGUGAUAAAAUUAUUAAAUAAAUUGUAUUUCACAGGUGCACUGUCCUUAGCUGCUGUUUCACUGUAGUUUCUUCAGGCAUUUAAACUUGGGGCUCUAAACAAAUAGGAAUUUAACCCUCUGGUUAAUACCGUGCGUGUUGAUCUUACCUAGUUUUCCGGCUAAUUCUGAGAACUGGCCCCGUCACAAUGAAUGCGAGGAACAGGCCUGCGCCCAGCCAGGUCUGCUGCCCGACGUCCUUCUCUCGACAGCCUCCUCGCAUUAUGAUCGUGGAUGUGUCCCCUCCUGGGUGGCUGUGCAUCAGUACUAGCCUCUGCGAGGCACUGGACAACUUCCUGGCCCUGACGUGUAGCCUGGAGGGACCCUGCCGCUUGCCCCUUCUCAGCCUCUAUGCACUUAACAAGGAGCUGGAGUGUCUGCUGCCCUUUGUGCAGGUGAAGGGAAACCUGAGUCGCCUGCGUUCCUGCGUGGAGGAGCUUCGCGACACGCCCGGGGAAGGCUGCAUCCACCCGCCCAGCGGACUCUUCAGUCAGGCUGUGAAAGACAGCCUGCUUCAGUUCAAGCAGUACAUACGUCACGUACCUGCAGCCUGCCACGUCGGCAACAGCUGCAUCGAGGUGGCGAUCUUCACCAGCCAGCCAGGCCAGGCUGUGGUAAAGCAGCUUGAGGCAGGACUGAAGGACACAGACCUGGGGAGCCUUCAGCGCCUGUUGGUGGUCCAUAUCAGCACACGCCAUAUCCCGUCUGAGGACAGCAAUGACUGGAAUUUCAUAGCAUCCUGCUCCACUGGCCUAGGAGACCUUGAAGAAAUCCCAGUGCUGGCUGCAGAGAUAGAGUUGCAGCAGGUGGACAACGACAGCAUCUCCCUGGAGAGUGUCUUUAAGACAUGGCUACAUGACCAAGGGGGCCAACGAGAGCACCUGCAUCUGCUGCUCCCGCCGGCUCUGCAGGGCUAUGCUUCCCACCCGGUCUGUUUGAAGUGUGACAUGCAGGAAAGACUACUGAGUCCCGCUCUACUGCCUGGUGUUCUGGAUCUUGGUGCCAAGACGGAGAGCAUCCGGGACUUCUCUUUGCCAGUAAAAGAGCCAGCCAGUCACAGCGUGUUCCCACACCAGCUGACCAUCAUCAAAGCUCUGAAAUCAGAAGGGGUGUGUCAGUCGGUGCUCUAUGGCCUGCCCCUCAUCAUCCGCCCCACAAGCUGCUGCCAUCUUGAUUGGGAUGAGAUGGAAAUGAACCACCACCACUUCCACGCACUCUGCCACACGCUCAGGAGUCGCGAUUGGGUUCUGCUGGCACGGCAUGAGCCGCCUCCUGGCGCCGGUGCUGACGUGACUGCGUUUUCCCACUACAUACUCCAGCCGUCCGCUUCCCUCUCACUGCUGCUCAAGCCUGUGGCUGGCCGGGAGCUGCUGCUGCCUUGCCACAUGCCUGUGUCCAGCGAGGACUCCCUUGAAGGCCCUCUCACCACCAUACAGAACUCUCUAGCACAGCUGGAAGAAGAUCCGGUGUUUAAUCCUUUGUGUCUGAAGACCAACCUAUACCAGCAGUUGAGAGUCCUCCAAAUGCGUAAAACGCACCCGUACACUUUGCAGCGCAGGGACCAGCCCUGGCCACCAGAACGGCCGGUCAAACCGGUCCACCUUACAGGGACAGGAGGAAGAGCAGAGAAGGGCAAAACUAGGGCGACCGUGGCGCCCCUCCAGUUUGCAUCAGCCCCGAAGCCUUUUUAGUUCUGGCUAUGAAUGGUGGCGGUGCCCUGCACUUCAGCUCCAGCAAACAAGGCGACCUGCCAGCGGCCCUUAGAACACUGUAACCAGCCACACGUCCAGCCCUGUGACGUCAGCCUCCGUUUCUUCCUUACCAGCUGCUCUGGAAGGCCUGUCAUACUUCUUGAAAUACCACUUUUCAGAAAAUAUAUGCGUAUUUUAUUUCAGCUGUUUAUUGUUUGAAUUUUUGUUUGCGCAGCAACAUUUUCAUAUAAGUUCCCAGGUCCCUGACUUAGGGCCUUGUUCUUGGCCAGAAUCUGCUCGUCAGUUCAUAUUUACUAUAAAUAAAAUAUGAAUUAUUCUUUUUUGUUUUUGCAUAUUUCCUUCUCCUUUGCGGAGACCUCAGACUCACUAAUUCUGCCUUGCUAUGUUAUUCAUUUAAAUCUUUUAUGGGGCAGACAGUUUUAA
Messenger RNA from Brienomyrus brachyistius, 2561 nucleotides. RefSeq names its product meiosis 1 associated protein. Gene Ontology annotation, biological process: spermatogenesis; meiosis I; male meiosis chromosome separation. Lineage: Eukaryota; Metazoa; Chordata; Actinopteri; Osteoglossiformes; Mormyridae. The transcript is spliced from 10 exons. The coding region runs from base 576 to 2117 and encodes 513 amino acids. The record is from RefSeq and is a predicted model, not a curated record.